CCGGGCACAGUCCUGCCGGCUCCAGCGGACGAUAAUGCAUUGCACCAUGGCCUCGCUGUAAACCGAAUGAAACCCCCAGUAUAUUGUAUUUUACCGGCAAUCCGUUACCAUCGGCGCCUUGAUCAUGGACCUCCGGUCCAGAGGCUUUUUUAGGAGGCAUUGGAGUUGUCAAUAGUAACCUUCAAGUGCGAUAUUAAUACAUUUUCUGCCCUGUCACUUUUGCACGUUCUGGGAAUUUAAAGACGAAGUGACAGCACUCACCUAGCUAGCUGCUAAGUCAAUAAAGGCACACUUUCUAUUUGGAGGAGAGGACAAGAAACUACAUUAGCUACAAUUUUAAGUAAUGGACAAUAGGUUAUAAAAUACUGUCUUUUUUCCAUUGUUUAUUCAAGUCUUCCCUUCGAUCCCUCAGACACUUCAUACCCGAUCGGCUGGCAAUUCAGCGCCACCCUGAUGCAGAACCACGUGAAAUGAACAAACCACCGCAGCCUAUAACGGGACCCACCUCUGUCCCACUCCCCUCCCCCUCCCCUGGUCUGACACAGGCUACCUAUGCCUCUGCACAGCCCACUUCUCUUGUCUUCGCCACCCAAACACCUCAACAAAUGAAUUCUGCACCGCAGCCACGACAGUUUGGCACCGGGCCCCGUGCUUUACACCAACAGCCUUACUAUGCCAACAGGCCCACCAGUGUCACCCGGGUCCAGACCAGCAGUGGGCCUCGUCCGGUUGGUCCCACCCACAUCUACCAGCCCGGCUCCCAGAUGAUGAUGAUCCCUGGUCAGCAGCUGUCCUUUGCUGGCUCCCCUCAGGGCUACUUCAUCCCCCCUGGACAGUAUCGGGCUCCCUACAUGCCACCAAGUCCACAGUACCCUGUGACAAGUGGGACAGCAGGCUUCUACCCAGGCACCAGCCCGGCUGAAUACCCCACCUAUGCAGGUGCCUACUACCCGGCCCAGCCCCAGUACAGCCACACACCCCCUGUCCAGACCGCGCCUGUCAUAAGCCCUGCCCAGCCCCAGCAGCAGGCCUUGCCCCCUCAGCCGCCGACCCAUCCACCGGCACCCAAGAGGGAGCGCAUAACGAUCAGAAUACGAGACCCCAACCAAGGGGGCCGUGAUAUCACAGAGGAGAUCAUGUCCGGGGGAAGGUCCACCUCCACCCCCCCUUCACAGUCCUCCACCACAGAGGAAGAAGGUCCUGCCCAGACCAACGGGGAAUUUACUAAACCCAUCACCAUCGUGACGAGAACAGAUGAAAACGCAGAACCCGCGGAUUGCACAGUGACGGCCGCCGAAACCCUGCCUCCAGUGUUGUCAACUCCAGAGCCUACCACUGCAGCUGUCCCACUGGAGGCCAGACAGGAAACCGAUAGCCAGGUUGCCCCGCUUACCGAACAGGUCAUCAGCGAAUCACAUGCCCCCGUGGCGGGGAUGAGGCACGAGGUGCCCAUCCCACAAAGGGAAGACCAGGCCCCUGCCUCCUCCCCCCUGACAGCUUCUACCUCCUCUCCCCCUGCAGAGGUACAGACUCCACCCCCUGCCACCACCAUGGCUCAGGCCAGCCACACAGUGGGCGCUGGUAUGACCCCCGCAGUGAAGGCAGUGACCCCGGAAGGUCCUUCCACACAGGUAGAGCCUCUGGCUGCACCAGCAUCUGUGGAGAAGCCUCUUGCCCAGGUAGCGGAGGAAGUAGUAGUGGUGGAGGAGAAGGUAGAAAAGGUCAAGAAGGAGCUGGCAGUUACCAUCAAUCCAGAGGUAGUAGUGGCUGUUGUGGUCAUUAAAGAAGACACUAAACCCGCCCCACGACCUGUGACCCCCAUCGCCAUGGCAACGGGCGACGAUUUCGUUCCGUCCUUGAAGUUGGUGGCGGCUGUGGAAGCGGCCACUAAAACUGAGUGCGUGGUGUUGCCGCCAGCGCCUAAACAGAAAGCCAUGACCGAGCCCAUUUCUGCCCCCACUCAUGCCGCCACUCCCUCUGUCCCGGAGGCGGAGCCUGCUGUGGCCCAAAAGAAGGUGGAGCAGCUGCCCCUGUCCAACGGCCUCCCCCAGGAGGACCCCGAUGAGGUAGAUGCCCCCGUUGCUGCAAUAGAGCGCAUUGCAACUGUAAUCACAGAGCCUGCCGCUCCCCCACCUCAGGAAACUGCUAACCCUGCGGCUGCUGCCGUGGAGGAGGAAGAGGAGGAGGAAGAGGAGGAGGAAGAGGAGGAGGAGGAGGAGCGGAAAGAGGAGGAUGCAUCCCCAGUGCCCUUGUCCAGCAGCCCUUCAGAGGACUCGUCUAUGCACGCUGCUGUGUCUGUGCCAAAGAAGAAGAGGAACAUGAAGGAGCUGAACAAGAAGGAAGCCAUCGGAGACAUGCUGGAUGCCUUCAAAGAGGAGGAGGCGGCGGCACAUGCCACCGAGCCGUUGUCUUCACCGCCGGAGCCCAGCCCUGUGGCCCCGACCUCCUUGCCGCCCGCCGACGCGCCAGAUGAGACGUGGGAAGAGAAGGAGGACAAGCAGAACGCCGACACACCCUCGCUCAAACCGGGCGACCUCAAGUAUCAGUACAAAGGAGAGCAAUGGAAGCCUAUCGACCCAGAGGAGAAGAAGAGGUAUGACAGGGAGUUCCUGCUGGGUUGCCAGUUCAUUAGUGCCAGCAUGAACAAGCCUGAGGGCCUGCCUCUCAUCACAGAUGUUGUGCUAGAUAAGGCGAAUAAGACCCCCAUGCGCCCAGCGGAGCCGGGUCGCAACAUGAACGCCGGGCCAGACUUCACCCCCGCCUUCAUGGGUAACCUGGGUAGACAGUCCUCUGGGGGAGGGGGACCACGGGGCCCUGGAAGGGACCACCUGGGACCCCCCGGACCACGGCGCUCCCAGCAGGGCCAGCGCAAGGAGCCCCGCAAGAUCAUCACAAUCUCCUCAUCGCUAGGUGGUGAAGUGGAGCUCAACAAGGCGGAGAAGGCCUGGAAGCCCGCAGUGAAGAAGGCUGUGACCCGGGGCCGAGGCGCCGCCCCCGAGGAUGAGGAGAGCGACGACCCCGAGCAGGCCAAGACCCAGGAGCUGUUCAAGAGGGUCCGCUCCAUCCUCAACAAGCUGACCCCCCAGAUGUUCCAGCAACUGAUGAAACAGGUCACAGAGCUGACCAUCGACACGGAGGAGCGGCUGAAGGGAGUGAUCGACCUGAUCUUUGAGAAGGCCAUCUCCGAGCCCAACUUCUCUGUGGCCUACGCAAACAUGUGCCGCUGCCUUAUGGGGUUGAAAGUGCCCACCACAGACAAGCCGGGAGUGACUGUAAACUUCCGCAAGCUGCUGCUCAACCGCUGUCAGAAAGAGUUUGAGAAGGACCAGGAUGAUGACGUCAUCUUUGAGGCCAAACAGAAGGAGAUGGAGGCUGCCAAAGAGGAGGAGAAAGCUGGUCUGAAGGCGACGCUGGAGGAGGCCAAAGACAAGGCGCGGCGGCGGUCGCUGGGCAACAUCAAGUUCAUCGGUGAGCUGUUCAAGCUGAAGAUGCUGACGGAGGCCAUCAUGCACGACUGCAUCGUCAAGCUGCUGAAGAACCACGACGAGGAGUCGCUGGAGUGCCUCUGUAGACUGCUGUCCACCAUCGGCAAGGACCUGGACUUUGAGAAAGCCAAGCCCCGUAUGGACCAGUACUUUGCCCAGAUGGACAAGAUCAUCAAGGAGAAGAAGACCUCAUCUCGGAUCCGCUUCAUGCUGCAGGACGUCAUCGACCUCAGACGGAGUGGCUGGGUGCCCCGGCGGGGGGAGCAGGGUCCUAAGACCAUUGACCAGAUCCACAAGGAUGCUGAGCAGGAGGAACACAUGCAGCAGGUCAAGGUUCAGCAGCAGCUCAUGUCAAGGAACGACGGAGGAGGACGAGGAGGUGGUGGAGGGGGAAGAGACGGGAGGGGGGGAGACAGAGGAGAGGGAUCAGGUGGGCCGCGGGGCCAGCAGGUGGGAAGGGGCAGCCAGCCCCAGGACGAGGGCUGGAACACAGUGCCCAUCUCCACCAAGAACAGACCCAUCGAUACCAGCCGGCUCAGCAAGAUCACUAAGCCUGGUGCUCUGGACUUCAGCAACCAGCUUCUUGCUCCCCAGCUCGGGGGUAAGGGCAUGUGGGGCAGCUGGGGCAAGGGCAGCAGUGGAGGCACCACAGGAGCCAAGCCUGCCACCGGAGCUGAACCAGCGGAGACUGGCCGUCCGGCCACCGGCAACCGUUUCUCUGCCCUGCAGCAGUCAGCUCCACCAGCAUCCUCCUCAGACGCUGACCGCAGGGUACCCCAGAGGUCCAGCUCCAGUCGUGACCGUGACAGGUUUGACCGCUUCGAGCGGCACGACAGCAGUCGCGACGAGCGUGGUGGCAGUCGCGACGCCCGCCCCCCUAUCACUAAGCGCAGCUUCAGCCGUGAGACAGAGGAGCGUAGGGGCGAUAGUUGCACCCCUACGGAACCCCCCGUCCGGCGCGUAGCCAGCAUGACUGACGACAGAGACCGGGGAGGCAGCAGAGACCAGGGAGGCAGCAGAGACCAGGGAGGCAGCAGAGACCGGGGAGGCAGCGGUAGCCAGGGAGGCAGCCGUAGCCGGGGAGGCAGCGGUAGCCGGGACAGGGCUCCCAGCAAGGAGGUUGUUGUGAAGCGUGAGACAGCCCACACCCCUCCCCCUGAUGCUCCGACCAAACCGGCCGUGACCGAGGAGGAGCUGGAGAAGAAAUCCAGCGCCAUCAUCGAGGAGUACCUCCAUCUCAAUGACAUGAAGGAGGCACUGCAGUGUGUAGUGGAGCUGAACAGCGCCCCGCUGCUCUUUGUGUUUGUGCGGAACGGUCUGGAGAACACUCUGGAGCGCAGCGCCAUCGCCAGAGAACGCAUGGGCCUGCUGCUGCACCAGCUCAUCAAGGCUGGCACCCUGCCCACAACAGAGUACUACAAAGGGCUCCAAGAGAUCCUGGAAGUGGCUGAGGACAUGGCCAUAGACAUCCCCCACAUCUGGCAAUACCUGUCUGAGCUCAUCAACCCCAUGCUCCACGAGGGAGGCAUCCCCAUGGGACAGCUCUUCAGAGAGAUCUCCAAGCCCCUGAUUCCCCUGCGUAAGGCCGGUGUGCUGCUGGUGCACAUCCUCAACUUACUCUGUAAAGAAAUGACCCAUAAGAAGGUGGGUGGUAUGUGGAUGGAGGCGGGGCUCAACUGGAGAGACUUCCUGCCAGAGGACGAGGAUGUCAACAAGUUUGUGACUGAACAGAAAAUUGAGUUUACCCUUGGGGAGAAGUCAGACGGGACCAAUCAGAAGACAACCAUGAGUGGGGAGGAGCUUAGCAAACAGCUUGACAGACUGAUCCAGGACAAGGCUAACAACCAGCGUAUCAGAGACUGGGUCCAGGCCAACCUGGACGAACAGCAGACGUCAGCCAACCAAUUUGUGCGCUCUCUGAUGACAUCCAUUUGCCAGUCAGCCGUUAUAUGUGAGAACCCAUACAAGGUGGACGUGGAGCAGAUUACCCAGAGGGCAAAACUGCUGCAGCGGUACCUGAGUGAUGAGAAGAAGGAACUGCAGGCCCUCUAUGCCCUCCAGGCCCUCAUGGUGCACAUGGAGCAACCGGCCAAUCUGCUGCGGAUGUUCUUUGACACGCUUUACGACGAGGACGUGAUCAAAGAGGAGGCCUUUUACAGGUGGGAGUCCAGCAAAGACCCAGCCGAGCAGACUGGAAAGGGUGUGGCCCUCAAGUCGGUCACCGCCUUCUUCACCUGGCUCCGUGAUGCCGAAGAAGAGUCCGACAAAGACUAAACGGGCCUCACUCUAAAACAACCCCUCUAUGGCCAGGGAGGGGUAUUGCAAGGGGGGCCAAGGAGGGAUUUGGACUCUGGCUCUUUAAUGUUGCGGACUGAUACCAAUCCUCAACGAGGCUAUUGAGAGCGGGACAUACAAUCACUUUCUCUCUCUUUCUCUCACUCUCACUUCGUCAUUCUCUCUCCUUUCCCAGUUUUGUGAUGGCAAGUGUCCGCCGAAAAUGAAAUAAAUCUGAAAAAUUAUUCUGCCGGAUUUUGCUUGUGUAAACGCGUGGGAUAACUACUACGGUCAUUGUGUAUAAAACCCUUUUAACUUUAUGUUCUUGAAAAACGUAAGCCACCACGCUGCUCUCUUUAUGGUUCUAGACACAAUUCUAUUAUGCAACAUACUAUAUGACACGCAAAACGCAUAGAGACAAUGGUAGAGGUGUCAUGUAGCAUGCUUUUCCCCAGGAGUGGGGUAUCAUGUCCGAUCCAACACUAUCUUGUUUAUGGAGCGUACAGCAUGGUUUAAGUGUUUCUAUUGGUGAUUCAUGUGGAAAGGAGAAGCAGCAGACAUGGUAUGUUGGCUGAUCAGCUGACAUCAAAUUUAUGUGGCUGACUGUAUGGAGCCGCUGAUUGGAGUUCUGAGCGAAGUUUGUCUGUACCUUUUCCCCCACUUCCAGUUUACCGCUGUACUAGGACCUGUGUGAGGACAGAAACACAAUGGAGGACUGAUUGUGACCUAUGACCAUUAGCCUCUGACCAUGGCUACUGAGGGGACGGAGAGGGGGGUCUUCUGUAUGCUUCCUUAAACCCAUCCUUUCACUUCCACCCCCAGUAGUCAAUCCUGACUGAGAUUCUUCAUCUUUUACCUUUCUUGUACUUACAUGAUGAACUGUUGGGUGCUUUCUCUCUCUCUCGAGACCCCUGUCAUAUCGGUAAAGAAACACCUAACUAGAGGAAACUUAAUGACAAGGUCACCAUUUAAAACUUGAAACCUACAGAAAUCAACUUGAUGAAAAACAGAAAUGAUCCGAAAGCCUUUUCUACUCUGAGUAGAAUCACAUUUCAGGAGCGUUCUGUACAUAUAUAUAUUACACUUUUUUUCUGUUUUAUUUUUCAGAAAUAAUAAAAAUAAAUUGCUGAUGUACUGUAAACUUUAAAAUGCCAUGUAUCUUUUUCCAACAGAAAUGGCAGGUUGAUGAGAUGCAGAAAGGGGUGUUCCAUUCAUUAGUUUUAUUGGAAUUUUGUAAAUAUUUUUUCCCCUAUUUUAUUAUUUAAGGAAUAACUGCUUCUUUUUGCAUCGGAAACUGGAAAAGAUGAGGAAACAGAGCAUUGCAAAUAAAAUACCUGGGUGGA
Messenger RNA from Oncorhynchus masou masou (cherry salmon), 7102 nucleotides. Its product is annotated as eukaryotic translation initiation factor 4 gamma 1-like. The record is from RefSeq and is a predicted model, not a curated record. Gene Ontology annotation, molecular function: protein binding; mRNA binding; translation initiation factor activity. Lineage: Eukaryota; Metazoa; Chordata; Actinopteri; Salmoniformes; Salmonidae. Gene Ontology annotation, cellular component: eukaryotic translation initiation factor 4F complex.